CUUAUAUUGUCGGCCAUUGAUUUCCGUCAGGGACUUUAACAAGAAGCAGCUAGGUUAUUUUCCGGGGGUCACCUUUUCUAUUGAACAGAGCGGUUUUUCUUUUCGUAGAGUUGUGUGUACUUAUGACAGUCUGUUACCGUUAGGCUGCCUUGUCGCCUGCAGAUUGUGUCGACAUGUCACUCCUAUCGACAGACAUAUUGUUGUGACAGGGCGCUCCCAGCGCGAUAAAGAUAACUUCGCCUAAAUGUGGCUGUCACGAACAGAUAAUGAUGAAUAACCGCCAGGAACCCACAAUGUAAUAGACAUUAUCAUUUGUCGUUAGUGUUGGCUGGACACGAAGGAGGACAUUGACCUAACUGUGUUUUUAUGUUGGAAUUCGCUGGCCUCAUCGUAUGUGAAAUGUAACAUGCUCGUUCGCACUUUCUUGCUAUGUUUUGGUCAUUUGGUAGGUAGCUGGCAAGCCAACGGACUUGAGUUUGUUUUUAUUGUUUUUAUGUGUCUGAGUCGCUCACUAGCUGUCUUGCAGAAUGGGACUGUUGCUGUUGCAAUUGUCAAAAUGUCCAGGCGUGAAUAUUUUGAAGCGCGAGGUUCACUCCCGUGUACAAAAACUAUUUUGGUUAGAACGCCAGACGUCCAGGGGACAACGAAAGGGGCGAGAGGUGAGUGGGAAAAGGUUCGAACCUGUGGCACACUCUUCGCUUUUACACCCGAGGAGAUGCAACUCUCUUGUGCCCUGUGUACCACUUAAACAGUUCACCAUACCCCCCCAUUUGUUGAGGAGCUCAUGGACAACAACUGUAAACUUUGCCAACUACAGCUCUUCGACAGACUCAAAACAAGCAACACAACAAGCAACACAACAAGAAGUUGACAGCAAAGAUCUGCAGUCAACGGAAAUAAAACAAUCCCCAACUCGGAUACCCACUGAGGAUGUCAAAAGGAUUUUAGAACUUGCCCACCCUGAGCGCUUGCGACUGUCAGCGGCUGUGGGCUUCUUAAUGGUCUCCAGCGCUGUCACAAUGUCGGCUCCCUUCUUCCUGGGCCAAGUAAUUGACACCAUCUACACCAGCUCUUCAGAGGACUUCAGUGCCUCCCUCCGCUCUCUGUGUAUCAUGCUCUCAGGGGUAUUCCUUUGUGGGGGCGCUGCUAAUGCUGCCCGUGUCUACCUCAUGCAAAUCUCAGGGCAACAGAUUGUGAGAAAUCUACGUGUAUUCCUAUUCUCCUCGAUUCUGAGGCAGGAGGUGGGUUUCUUUGAUAAGACCCGUACCGGGGAACUCAUUAACCGCCUAUCUGCAGACACGGCACUCAUCGGCCGCUCCGUCACAGACAACCUUUCAGACGGGCUCCGCGCUGUCGCCCAGGCAACAGCUGGGGUCAGCAUGAUGUUUUACGUGUCACCAAGUUUAGCAGCUUUUGUGCUGCUGAUUGUGCCUCCUAUGGCUGGCCUAGCUGUCAUAUAUGGGAGAUACCUGCGCUCUAUAUCCAAACGUACACAGGACUCUCUGGCUGAUGCCACACAGUUGGCAGAAGAACGCAUCAGCAACAUGAGGACAGUUCGGGCGUUUGGUAAGGAGCUGACAGAGGUGGCCAAGUAUACGGAGAAGGCCAACUAUGUUCUCCACCUGGCCAAACAGGAAGCCGUUUUGAGGGCUGGCUUCUUUGGCGCGACUGGACUCAGUGGCAACAUCAUCAUCCUGUCAGUGCUGUAUAAGGGAGGGCUAUUGAUGGCCAGUGAACACAUGACUGUGGGAGAGCUCUCUUCCUUCCUCAUGUACGCCUUCUGGGUGGGCAUUAGCAUUGCAGGUAUGAGCUCGUUCUACUCUGAACUGAUGAAGGGCUUUGGCGCAGGGGCACGGCUUUGGGAGCUACUGGACAGGAAGCCCGAGUUCCCCCUCAAUGAGGGUAUUGUGCUGAGGCCGGAGCAGCUUAAGGGUCAACUGGAGUUCCAGAAUGUCUCCUUUGCCUACCCAACCCGCAAAGACGCCCCCAUCUUCCAGGACCUGAGUCUAUCUGUGCCUGCUGGCUCAGUCAUGGCCGUGGUAGGGCCCAGCGGAUCAGGCAAAUCCACUCUGGUCUCCCUGCUGCUCAGGCUCUACGACCCAGUUGCAGGUGUGAUCACUAUCGACGGGCAUGAUGUGAGAGAUUUGAAUCCUUAUUGGCUGAGGAGUCACAUUGGAACUGUUAGUCAGGAGCCUGUACUCUUCUCCUGUUCCAUCGCUGAGAACAUUGCCUAUGGAGCGCCCGACUCUGGCACGGUCACAAUUCAGGAAAUCCACCGGGCUGCACAGAUCGCCAACGCUUAUGAGUUUGUCCGAGGUUUCCCAAAAGGCUUUGACACUGUGGUGGGAGAGAAGGGUGUUCUACUGUCAGGUGGUCAGAAACAGAGAAUUGCUAUUGCAAGGGCUCUGCUUAAGAACCCCAAGAUACUUCUACUUGAUGAGGCUACAAGUGCCCUGGAUGCAGAGAAUGAGUUCCUGGUCCAGGAGGCUCUAGAGCGGCUCAUGGAUGGGCGCACAGUGCUGAUCAUCGCCCACCGCCUCUCCACCAUCCAGAACGCUGACACCGUGGCUGUGCUGGACCAGCGGCGUGUGGUAGAGUGUGGGCAGCAUGCACAGCUCCUGGGCAACCGCCAAGGCCUCUUCAGGAAGCUGAUGGAGAAACAAGCCUUCCUUCAAGAGGGGCAAAAGCAAGCGUUGCGUUGAAAAGAGCUGUGGUGGGGGAGGGGGCCUUAAAUGUAGAGAAACUGCCUUUGGCUGUGUGGUGACGUGCUAAUCACGCUGCGCUCUGCUACACUCCUCAGUCUGUCAGUGGUGUGUGUGAAUCAGUUUAAGCUAUUUGCAAGGGAGCAUUUGAAUAUCAACUGGAACAUGGAUGAUUUUAAUAUUGCAGAGCCAUCUCAUAGCGCUGACGGGGAUUCAUUUUGAGACAGCCAGUAGGUUUGGAUUCUCUUCUUUAGGACACCCAAUUUAUUGAGUAUCAUUAUUCAAGCUGCAAUAUGUAACUUUUUGGGUGACCUGACCAAAUUUGCAUAGAAAUGUUAUAGAUCAGUCACUCAUUGAAAGCAAGUCUAAGAAGGGGUAAAUCUGUUCUAUGUGCGCUAUUUCUAUGCUUCCUGUUAAGUUUCGUUUUUACGUCUUUUACUUUCGGUUUUGUACACCAGCUUCAAAAAGCUGGAAAUAUAUCUUUGAUUCUGAAAAAUAUAUUUCACAGUGGUUUAGAUGGUAUAAUGAUUCUCUACACUGUGCUUCCUAGUUUUUUCACACAAACUGAAAUUAGGCAAACUAUCAGUUUCAGCUACCAGGAAAUGGUGGCGCGAGUUCUGCAUAUUGCAUCUUUGAGGUUAGGAUAUGCAGAAAAUAUGAAUGACACAAACUUUGAAGUGCGGCCUAUAUCAAGUAAAUAUUAUAAAUGAGUCACUAUGCCUUUUCAAGAAAGCAAAAGCUGUCUUUUGUUUUAAAUAACUACUUACCAGACUGAGAAAAUAUACACUGUGGCAAGUUUCUUAGGUACGCCAACCCAUUCACAAAAUUGGGUCAUGCCUUUAGAUGGUGAGUCACGUGGCUGGCUAUAUAAAGCAGAUGGACGGUCAUCGAGGCAUUCAGUUAUUGUUCGAUUGAAGGUUAGAAUGGGUGAAAAGAUUGACCUAAGCGACUUUGAGCAUGGUUUGAUCGUCGCUGCCAGGCAUGCUGGUUCCAGUAUCUUAGAAACGGUCACUAAUGGCGCUCAACGACAUUUUGGAACGCACAACUCAUCCGUCCUUGUUACGGAUGGGCUAUUGCAGCAGACGAGCACACGGGGUUCCACUCCUAUCAGCUAAAAACAAGAAGCAGCUCCAGUGGACACGCAAUCACCAACACUGGACAAUUGAGGAGUAAAAAAAAAACAUUGCCUGGUCUGAUGAAUCUUGAUUCCUGUUGUGUCAUGCCAGAGUCAGGAUUUGGCGUAAGCAACGUGAGUCCAUGGCCCAUCCUGCCUGGUGUCAACAGUAGAGGAUGAUGGGGAAUGUUAGGUCCAUUGAUAACGAUUGAGCACUGUUUCCAUGCCCUGAAGAAUUCAGACUGUUCUGGAGGCAAAGGGGUGUCUGACUAGGAACCAGAUGGGUGUACCUAAUUAACUAGCCACAGUGUCCAUUUAUUUGUUACAAGUUAUCCAAAACGUGAAGCUAGCAUUGUCAAUUAUGUAGGCAUAUUUCAAAAAGAAUGGCAAACAUACAGAGCACUGAUAUACAAGCAACAUUGACAUAAAUGUGGAUGAUAAUCAAAUAUCUUACAUUGUAGUUGAUAAAGCAAACAAACCACCACUGAUCAGUUAUGAAAAUGAUGUGCAUAUCCAUUCAAAUGUUCUGAUAUUUCACCACUGGCUAUUAUUUCAUUGAUGGAUAGUAUGCUGGAUAUUUGAUUUACAUAAAAUACUAUCACAAAAUUAAUCUUCAAAUAUGCUUUUGGGUCAUCCAUUGGUACCAAUUGUACAUUUCUGAACAAUCUAACAUUCAAUAGGUAGAAUUUGACCAAAUCCAUGUUAUCUUGAUAGUAUGACUGAAAGACCUUACAGACUUUUUAGUAUUUGGAUUUAGAGUUCAGCACCAUCCUUUAUACUAAUGGGAUAUGUAGAUCUUUAAAAUGUGGCAUUAUAAGCUCACAGUAUCAAAUAACAUUUAUUUUCUUAUCUGACACUGAUGAAUACAUUUUUCUCACUUACCUGUGACACUGGAUGUACUGUGUCUGGAUUGUACUGCAAAGAAACAUUCACUGCUCUGUUUUUUGCCAUUGUACUCCUCACAUUUUAAUCUUGGAUUCAGUAGUCACCCUUGUGCAAUAGAAAAGCAAGAACAAGAAUGGUAGGGAGAUUUUAAUUAACUUUGAGCUUCAACCAAUGCCAUACCAAUGUUCCAUACCAAUGUAAGUCCUAUAUAAAUGUCCUCUACAGAAGGCUCCUGGGUAAAAUCAGUAUGUUGUAAUAAUGUAUUCAAAUAUGAUAUUUUAAUGAUUUUGUGUGCUAAAUUAUUAGGCCUUUGUGAAAAAUAAAAGAUCGUAUUAAUA
Molecule: messenger RNA, 5039 nt
Organism: Salvelinus fontinalis (brook trout)
Lineage: Eukaryota; Metazoa; Chordata; Actinopteri; Salmoniformes; Salmonidae
Gene: abcb10
Product: ATP-binding cassette, sub-family B (MDR/TAP), member 10
Exons: 13
Coding region: 528-2702 (724 amino acids)
Biological process (GO): transmembrane transport
Cellular component (GO): membrane
Molecular function (GO): ATP hydrolysis activity; ABC-type oligopeptide transporter activity; ATP binding
Source: RefSeq, a predicted model, not a curated record